AUGGGAGGAUUCGCUCCUCCCAUCCCGCAGGAUGACAGCAACUGGGAGAUCCGCGUGGCGGUGCUGCUGAGUCUCUUCUUCCAAACGGUCCACAUCUUCGUCGGUCCCAUCCGUAGGCGUUCGUCCUCGCCGGUGAUCAGCUUCCUCAUCUGGUCAUGCUACCUCCUCGCCGACUGGGUCGCCGACCUUGCCCUCGGCCUCCUCCUCAACAACAUGGGCAACAUCGGCGGCAAGUCCAGCUCAUCCUCUACCAUCGCCUCGGUCACCAACCCUGAUAGUAGCCCCAUCAUCUUCGCCUUUUGGACGCCGUUCCUGCUGCUCCACCUAGGGGGGCCUGACACCAUCACUGCCUAUUCCAUCGAGGACAACGAGAUGUGGCUCCGCCAUCUCAUAGGCUUCCUCUUCGAGCUCUUGUCUGCCUCCGUCAUCUUCUUCUGCUCCUUCAAGGACAACCCCAUGAUGCCCGCCACCAUCCUCAUGUUUGUCGUUGGCAUUAUCAAGUACGGUGAGCGCACCUACUCGCUCUACUCUGGGAGCAUCAGCGGCUUCCACGAGAGCAUCCUCGGCCCUCCUGACCCGGGCCAAAACUACGCCAAGUUCAUGACCGAGUUCGACUCCAGGGAGCAGGCCGGCUUGGAUGUCGAAAUCGUCAUCUCCGGUGCAGACAGCGAGGCCAAGAGGGCCUUGGUCGACCUGGAGGAAGCCAAGGCCGCACGCGUGGUGGGGAAUACCACCAUGAGCCUUGAGCAGCAGGCGUUCAACUUCUUCCUCAUCUUCCAGCGCCUCUUCGUCGACCUCAUCCUGAACUACGAGGAGAACAGUAUCAGCCACGCAUACUUCCUCGAGCGCGAAGAAGUAUCGUACUCACCGACCAAGGCCUUCCUUGUCAUGGGCGUGGAGCUCAACUUCAUCUACGACAUGGUGUACACCAAGGCCCCUGUCACCUACCGCAAGGCCGGCUGCGUCCUCCGCUUCAUCGCCUCCGCCUGCCUCAUCUCCUCCCUCCUCAUUUUCAUCCACCACGACAAGGGCGGCUUCACGCACAUUGACAUCGCCAUCACCUACCCGCUGCUCCUCGGUGGCGUGGGGCUCGACACCGCCGCGCUCGCCAUGCUCCUCUUCUCCCAUCGGAUACUCAUCUUCCUCGAGAAGACGGAGUGGCUGCAGUGGCUCGCGCUGACCGUCCGGUCCGUGCGCGUGCGGCUGCGGCUGCGGCUGCGGAGCUGGUCAGAGAAGACCUCACAGCUAAACCUCGUGAGCUACUGCCUGGGGGGCAAGCGGGACGGCCUCCGCCGCCGCCCGCUGAUGGUCGGGGCGCUCGCUAGGGUGUCUAAGACGCUGCACGUCCAGGAGAUCUUCGACGACUUCUUCUUCAUCCAGCGUGAGCAUCUCUCGAGGAGACAGGGCCUCCUUGAUUUUCUUUUUACUGUGGCCAAGGAGAGGUCCAUCAAAGCCAAGAUGGUGGCUUCCGGAGCUCUCAAGGAAGCAUGCAGCUCGCGCGGCCAGGGAGCCCUCACGAAGCUUCAUGGGCAGAUCAAGGAGAACCUGAACAAAUGGACAAGAGAAGCCGCACAUAAUAAGGAAGAGCGCGAGGCGGUCAUCCAACGACAGGUGAAUGAAAAGCUCGCUGUACUUACAGACAGCGUGGAGAGGUAG
Molecule: messenger RNA, 1656 nt
Organism: Aegilops tauschii subsp. strangulata
Lineage: Eukaryota; Viridiplantae; Streptophyta; Magnoliopsida; Poales; Poaceae
Source: RefSeq, a predicted model, not a curated record